CGGGCGGAGACGGCACUGACCCCGGCGGCCGGAGACGGCACUGACCCCGGCGAGCCAUGGGGAACCAGCUGGCGGGCAUCGCGCCCUCACAGAUCCUGUCGGUCGACAGCUACUUCUCCGACAUCCACGAGUUCGAGUACGACAAGAGCCUGGGCAGCACCCGCUUCUUCAAGGUGGCCCGCUCCAAGCACCGCGAGGGGCUGGUGGUGGUCAAGGUGUUCGCCGUCCAGGACCCGUCGCUGCCGCUCACGGCCUACAAGCAGGAGCUGGAGGAGCUGCGCCACAAACUGCUGGGCGCCCCCAACUGCCUGCCCUUCCUCAGGGCCGGCUUCACCGAGAAGGCCGCCAUGCUCUUCCGCCAGUACGUCCGCGACAACCUGUACGACCGCAUCAGCACCCGGCCCUUCCUCAACAACAUGGAGAAGAAGUGGAUCGCCUUCCAGCUCCUGAGCGCCGUGGAACAGGCCCACCGGGCCGGAGUCCGGCACGGAGACAUCAAGACGGAGAAUGUGAUGGUCACCAGCUGGAACUGGGUGCUGCUCACCGACUUUGCCAGCUUCAAGCCCACCUACCUGCCCGAGGACAACCCGGCAGACUUCAAUUACUUCUUCGACACCUCCCGCAGGAGGACCUGUUACAUCGCGCCCGAGCGGUUUGUGGACGGGACCAUGUUCAGCACCGAGCUGGAAUCGGCGAGGGAUUCAACUACCCCACUGGUGGAUCUGACUCCCAACAGCCAGAGGAUGAGGGGAGAACUCAAACCGGCCAUGGACGUUUUCUCUGCAGGGUGUGUUAUUGCAGAGCUAUUCACAGAAGGAGUACCAAUGUUUGAUUUAUCCCAAUUGCUGGCUUACAGAAAUGGCCAUUUUGCCCAUGAACAGGUGCUGAAUAAGAUUGAGGAUAUUACCAUAAGGGGUCUGGUUGUUCAGAUGAUACAGCGUGACCCUGAAAAACGUUUAACAGCUGAAGAACAUCUUAAACAACAGAGGGGCAGAGCUUUCCCAGAGUUGUUUUACAGUUUUCUGCAACCUUAUAUGGCACAAUUUGCAAAAGAGACUUUCCAAUCUGCUGAUGAACGCAUCUUGGUAAUAAGGAAGGACUUGGAAAAUAUUCUACAAAAUGUGUGUGGAGAAGACCAGACGGAUAAAAACAAUGGAGAAACAAAAGAGUAUGGUUUGAUUAUUUUAGUGUCUGUUAUCACCUCUUGCUUGCAGACACUCCAAUUCUGUGAUUCUAAAUUAGCUGCUUUGGAACUAAUUCUCCACUUAGCAACCAGACUAAGUGGUGAGAUACUACUUGAUCGAAUAACACCUUACCUCUUACAUUUUGCCAAUGAUUCCGUACCAAGGGUCCGAGCUGAAGCAGUCAGAACACUGACAAAAGUCCUAGCCCUUGUCAAAGAGGUGCCACGUAAUGAUGUCAAUAUUUACCCCGAGUACAUCUUGCCAGGUAUUGCUCACUUGGCUCAGGAUGAAGCAACUCUUGUCAGAUUAGCAUAUGCAGAAAACAUAGCACUUUUGGCUGAGACAGCUCUCCGAUUUUUAGAAAUAGUCCAGUUAAAUAAUUUAAACGUGGAAAGUGAGCUCAAUGGAGAGGAAACAGAAGAAAUACUACAUCCCAAUGAAAACUACGACUCUGAAUUACAAGCUCUCCAUGAGAUGGUUCAGCAAAAGGUGGUGACGCUGUUGAGUGACCCAGAAAAUAUUGUGAAGCAGACCUUAAUGGAGAAUGGGAUAACUCGACUUUGUGUGUUCUUUGGUCGCCAGAAGGCAAAUGAUGUUCUCUUGUCGCACAUGAUCACCUUCUUGAAUGAUAAGAAUGAUUGGCAUCUUCGAGGUGCCUUCUUUGAUAGUAUUGUUGGUGUGGCCGCUUAUGUUGGAUGGCAGAGCUCAUCAAUCCUCAAGCCCCUUCUUCAACAAGGACUCAGUGAUGCUGAGGAGUUUGUGAUCUAUAAAGCCCUCAAUGCGAUGACAUGCAUGUGUCAGUUGGGACUUCUGCAAAAACCUCACAUCUAUGAGUUUGCCAACGAUAUUGCACCGUUUUUGUGCCACCCAAAUCUCUGGAUCCGUUAUGGAGCUGUGGGAUUCAUAACGGUGGUUGCACAGCAUCUGAAUAUUGCUGACGUUUAUUGCAAACUGAUGCCAUUCCUCAAUCCAUUCAUCUCCCAACCAAUAAUACAGAUAGACAAGGAAAUUGUGUUGCUGAGCGUCCUCAAAGAGCCAGUCAACCGUUCCAUAUUUGACUAUGUAUUGCGAUCGAAGGACAUAAUGAAUCUCUACAGGCAUUUGUACUUGCGCCAGAAAAUACGAAAUGGACUUCUGCUGGAAUGCCCAAUCCCCGAGGACCCAAUUAUUGCCCAGUUGUUAAAGAAAUUGCUUUCCCAGGGCAUGAAUGAAGCAGAUGAAGACAAACUACUCGCUCUGAAGGAUUUCAUGCUGAAGUCAAACAAGGCCAAAGCCAAUGUGGUGGACCAAAGCCACAUGAAUGACAGCGCUCAAAGUGGCGUGAUUGAUCUGGCUGCAUUAGGAAUCCCUCGAAGGCACAUUGAUCUUGUGAAGACAAAGCAAGAAAAUGAUGAUAAACGAGCACGAAGACAUGUUAAACAAGACUCUAGUUUAAAUGAAGAAUGGAAGAGCAUGUUUGGCUCUCUUGAGCAUUCAAAUAUUGUUCAGCUGAAGGUCCUUGCAGCCCCUGGAGACCAGGAAAAUGCCACUGGGAAAAACCUUAGAUCGGAGUCUUCACCUGGAAUGAUGACCGUAACCAACUCGGCUUUGCAACAGGUAGCUGAAGGAACUGUGGUCCCAACAAGGAAACCAGCUGCCUCCUUGCCAGUUCUGCAGAGUGGAGCUGUGCCAUUGUUGCCCUCCACGUACCAGAGACGUAUUACUACGUGUGUCACUGAGCUCCAACACCUGGUCCAGCAGAAGCGAGAGCAGUGCAAUGCUGAGCGAAUGGCCAAACAACUAAUGGAAAGUGCUGAAUGGGAGAGCAAAUCGCCACCACCAGGCUGGCAUCCCAAAGGGCUUUUGGUUGCACACCUUCAUGAACAUAAAUCGGCAGUGAAUAGAAUCCGAGUGUCUGAUGAACAUUCAAUUUUUGCCACUUGCUCAAAUGAUGGGACUGUGAAGAUUUGGGAUAGUCAGAAGAUGGAAGGAAAGACAACAACAACAAGAUCAAUUUUGACUUAUUCUCGAAUAGGAGGAAAAAUCAAAACUUUGGCAUUCUGUCAGGGCUCCCAUUAUUUGGCAGUAGCUUCUGAUAAUGGUACGGUCCAACUCCUGGGAAUUGAAGCGAGCAAACCUCCAAAAUCUCCAAAAAUACAUCCCCUCCAGAGCAGGAUUUUGGACCAGAAAGAAGAUGGGUGUGUGGUGGAUAUUCACCACUUUAAUGCAGGUGCUCAGUCUGUUUUGGCAUAUGCAACUGUAAAUGGUUCUUUAGUUGGCUGGGACCUGAGGUCAUCAACAAAUGCCUGGACAUUAAAGCAUGAUUUGAGACUUGGACUCAUAACCUCAUUUGCUGUAGAUAUACAUCAAUGCUGGCUCUGUAUAGGAACAAGUAGUGGAACUAUGGCUUGUUGGGACAUGAGAUUUCAGCUGCCCAUUUCAAGUCAUUGUCACCCAGCCAGAGCUCGCAUUCGACAGCUGCUAAUGCAUCCUCUCUGCCAGUCAUGGGUCAUCGCAGCUGUGCAGGGAAAUAAUGAAGUUUCAAUGUGGGACAUGGAAACUGGAGACCGGCGAUUCACUCUCUGGGCCAGCAGUGCACCACCUCUCUCAGAAAUGCAGCCUUCAGCGCAUAGUGUUCAUGGAAUCUACUGCAGUCCAGCAGAUGGGAAUCCUCUAUUGCUAACAGCUGGAUCAGACAUGAGAAUAAGGUUCUGGGAUUUGGCAUAUCCAGAGCGAUCAUACAUUGUAGCAGGAGGUGCAAAUGAUGCUCUGCAUUGCCCAUCUGUCUCUUACUACAGAAAGAUAAUUGAAGGCACUGAGGUUGUCCAGGAAAUUCACAGCAAGCAGAAAGUUGGAUCAUCAGACGAUGUGCCACGCAGAGGUCCGGAAUCCCUCCCAGUUGGACACCACGAUAUUAUCACAGAUCUUGCGGCUUUCCAAACCACUCAGGGUUUUAUCGUAACUGCUUCACGAGAUGGAAUUGUCAAAGUUUGGAAGUAGAAGUGCAGAUGUAUUUCAGUUGGUUUUCAUCAAUAUAAUGUUAAAGAAACAACUGCAUUAAUACAUUUGUUUACAGUAUGGAGCAGCGGAAAUUAUGUAGAUAAUUGCCUCAUGAAAAUGAAAGCCUAAUAUGUGUAACGUUCUUAUUUUUAUGGGAAAGAGUAUGUUCACAUUUUCUAAUUAUUUAACCUUUACAUCCUAAAUGAUGUUCGAACUGCAGAAAGGAGUUUGCACAUAUUACUUCCUAAUCCAGAAUAUGACUAACAGCAACUUAUAAGCUUUGAAUGUAUUAUUCUCGCCAUUCUGUGUGUGUGUGUGUAAAGAAUUUGUUCUCAGUGUUUGAACUUUGUUAAUACAAGAAUAUGUAUAAUGUUUUUUAAAGUCAGGUUUGCGUCAAUUCCAAAUAAUUUCAUCGUGAAUUAUUCAAGAGCACUUUGGAAUUUAAAAGAGCAUAUAACUUUAAGUAAAUUAUUAAAACAUUUUUUGGGCACCUUCAGAUGGAUAAUAUGCCUGAUGUAAGUUUCUUCAUAUGUUAGUUUGGUUCUGUGUGGAGACCACUUGGAAACAGGGUAUGACCAGAAUCAUUAAAAGUAAACUCUUGAAUGGUU
Leucoraja erinaceus (little skate) is the source of this 4771-nucleotide messenger RNA. It is a transcript of the gene pik3r4, whose product is annotated as phosphoinositide-3-kinase, regulatory subunit 4. The transcript has 19 exons. The record is from RefSeq and is a predicted model, not a curated record. The coding region runs from base 57 to 4163 and encodes 1368 amino acids. Gene Ontology annotation, molecular function: protein serine/threonine kinase activity; protein binding; ATP binding. Lineage: Eukaryota; Metazoa; Chordata; Chondrichthyes; Rajiformes; Rajidae. Gene Ontology annotation, cellular component: phosphatidylinositol 3-kinase complex, class III, type I; phosphatidylinositol 3-kinase complex, class III, type II; late endosome. Gene Ontology annotation, biological process: protein phosphorylation; autophagy of peroxisome; macroautophagy.